This is a messenger RNA of Myxocyprinus asiaticus (Chinese sucker), 1173 nucleotides long. Its product is annotated as prefoldin subunit 3-like. The coding region runs from base 37 to 624 and encodes 195 amino acids. The transcript is spliced from 6 exons. The record is from RefSeq and is a predicted model, not a curated record. Gene Ontology annotation, cellular component: cytoplasm; prefoldin complex. NCBI's taxonomy places the organism in Eukaryota, Metazoa, Chordata, Actinopteri, Cypriniformes, Catostomidae. Gene Ontology annotation, biological process: microtubule-based process; tubulin complex assembly; protein folding. Gene Ontology annotation, molecular function: tubulin binding.
CGUGCGUCAAGAGGAAGAGCCGUGAGUCUCUCCAAAAUGGCGACGACCAUAGAAAGUGGCAAUGCAGGAGCUGCGAAUAGGAAAAAACACCUCGGAAUCCCCGAAGCAAUAUUUGUGGAAGAUGUGGAUGCCUUUAUGAAGCAGCCGGGCAAUGACACAGCAGACGCCGUGCUGAGGAAGCUGGAUGAACAAUAUCAGAAAUAUAAAUAUAUGGAGCUCAAUCUGGCUCAGAAGAAACUCAGGUUAAAAAGCCAGAUUCCACAAAUCAAACAGACAUUAGAAAUCCUACGACACAUGCAGAAAAAGAAGGACACUAAGGAUCCUAUGGAGACACACUUUCUGUUGGCCGAUAACGUCUAUUGCAAGGCCUCUGUCCCCCCCACAGAUAAAGUGUGUUUGUGGCUUGGGGCUAAUGUCAUGUUAGAGUAUGAUAUCGAUGAGGCACAGGCACUGUUGGAGAAAAACCUGGCCACAGCUUCCCGGAAUCUGGACUCUCUGGAAGAGGACCUGGACUUCCUCAGAGACCAGUUCACAACCACUGAAGUCAAUAUGGCACGCGUUUACAACUGGGAUGUCAAGAGAAGGAGCAAAGACAACCUCCUCAAAUCAGCUGAGCAGUCUUAGUAGACAGGGCUCAGUUUUGUCCCACACCACCCAAAUUCCUUCCCCAUCAGAAAAGUCACCUUCAUGUAUCUGUUUGCACCAACACCAACUGUUAUCUAUUGAUUUAUUACUUUUUAAAUUUUUUCAAGUAAAAGGUGAAAAAGAAAUGUCAAACAAAUGUAAUAAUGGCAGUUUCUUUUUUAUGACUCUAAUUAUUAGAUUUGUUUCAGAAUGGGUUCUCUCCACUGGCUCUCUACAUAUCUUCCUCUGUGCCCUUUUUGCUCUCUGUUCACACUCCUAUGGCCCUCAUGUUGCUUUCUGUGAAAUUCAACUUAACCAUAUUUUGGUGAGAGGGCCAUUGUCAAAAUACAGCGUGAAAAUAUUAGGGGGGCAUUUUUUUUUUCAUUUAUCAGCCUCUCUUUCCUUCACAACCACAUCCCUUUGCUUCAUGCUCCCUCGUCUGAUGACUGUUUUUUUCACCUCUUUAUCUGUAAUUAUUUGUCACAUUGUAUCCAUUAAACACUGAAUAAGGAACAAAUAAGAAGUGACUUGGGAAAGGCACAAAAUUAA